CGCAGACCAGAACCUCAGGAGUGCAGCCUCCUCAUAUCACAGGGUUUACGCCGUGGCAUCAUUUCACCUCGUGGAAGACUGAGGUGAGGUUCCUGCACCUGUUCGGCUGCUUUGACUUUGACUGGGUGACAGCGAGAAGUUUGGUUCUGCAGCUCCACCUUCCCUCCGGCUACGGUCAAGCUGCAAUGAGGUUGUGUGCGGGACUCUGCGCUGUCCUGCUGUUGCUGAGUCAAGCUCUGAGCGGGUCUCAAGCAGCUGGUUCAAUGAUUAUCAAAAAUCCAGACAUCGAUGCCUCCUGGUACACAGGCAGAGGGAUCAGACCGGUUGGGAGAUUUGGCCGAAAAGUCCACAGGAGAAAUGAGCGUCUGGGUUUCAUCACAGCCGGAGUUUAUAGACCGAAAACUGGCAGCAACGUCUGGAUCACACAGUGAAAAAUGCUUGUGGAUGAUUAAAUAUCUACUGUGUUUUCAUUUUUCAGUGUUCAGUGUGGGGUUAGAGAUUUGGACGCAGAUUUAGGAGUCGUCAAACAUUGCGUGAGUUAUUUUCUGUACGUUGUUUUUUUUUUUUUUUUAUAAAUGAUUUGUGUUUUAUUUAUAAGAUCUUAGUGAGGGAUUAUGGGAGUUUUUCAGCUUUCAGGCAGGGAGGUAAUAAAAGUAUUUUAACGAUAUGUGGCAAUCAAAAUGUGAAAGUCCGUGAAAAUCCGUCCACUUGUACUUCAGAGAGUCCUGGAAAGGGCUUCGUAUGGGAAUAAACUACAUGAAUGAACAGCGUGAAAUAAUAAAGUUA
Stegastes partitus (bicolor damselfish) is the source of this 786-nucleotide messenger RNA. RefSeq names its product prolactin releasing hormone (gene prlh). Bases 186 to 431 code for a protein of 81 amino acids. Gene Ontology annotation, molecular function: prolactin-releasing peptide receptor binding; neuropeptide hormone activity. Gene Ontology annotation, biological process: G protein-coupled receptor signaling pathway; response to peptide hormone; feeding behavior. NCBI's taxonomy places the organism in Eukaryota, Metazoa, Chordata, Actinopteri, Pomacentridae. The transcript has 4 exons. The record is from RefSeq and is a predicted model, not a curated record.